Adineta steineri is the source of this 2955-nucleotide messenger RNA. The record is from the annotation of a GenBank genome assembly. Lineage: Eukaryota; Metazoa; Rotifera; Eurotatoria; Adinetida; Adinetidae.
AUGGUUCAGCAGCAUUGUGUUAAUGCUGCAAGUACAGAUUUUAGUUCUUAUAAUUCUAAAAAACAACGUGAUGCUGCUGAUGUUGUAGGCAGUAAAUUAUCUUCGACAAAUAAUGCACUUCAUCAUCAUAUUCGUACAUUAGGUUCAAUGCAAGCUGGUUCUGUUGAUUUUGUUUCAAAUGUUUUACCAAUAUCAACACGAUCCUAUUCAGCGAUAUCAACUGAACCUAUUUCAUCCGAUCCAAAUUCAUCAUCCUAUAAAACGAAUACAACAGCAUCAUCAUCAUCAUCAUCCGGUUAUGAAUCUGUUGUAUCACGUUCAUCAAAAUCACAUAAAUCAUUAUUUUCUCGUUUGAAACGUUUAAUUAAUUUUCCUUCAACAAAAAUUUCAGCUGAUUAUCAACUAUCAACAAUAAAUGAUCCAAAUAAUUCCAAUUCACCUGUCCUAGCAUUACGUCAUCAAUUAUCAUCAUCUGGGAAUAAUUCCUCAAAUGAGCUUCGACGAAAUUCUUUAACACGUUUAGAUAUUAAACGAAAAUCAUCUCGACGAACAUUAGCAUCUUCUACACAACAUAUUCCGUUUUUAUAUGGAUUGAAAAAUUGUGGUAAUACUUGUUAUAUCAAUGCUAUUCUUCAAUGUUUAUGUCAUACAGAACAAUUAGCAUCAUAUAUUCUACGAAAAAGUUAUGAAAUUGAUAUACGUAAUAUAAAAAAUGCGAUUAGUGAUUGUUCAAAUUCAUCUCAAACACCACCAAUUGGUUUUAAAGUAACGAAAAUUUUUGUACAAAUAUUUCAAACAUUAUGGAAUAAUUCAUCGAAUACAACAUCUAAAUUAUUAUAUGAUUUUAAAACAAUUGUCGGAAAUCUUAAUAGACAAUAUUCAGGCAAUGAACAAAAUGAUGCACAAGAAUUUUUAUUAUUUCUUAUUAAUACAAUUCAUGAUGAAUUAAAUUUAGCUGCUCCUGGACGAUGUCGACAACAGAAUAAAAAUUCAUUUUCUUGUGUAACGACAUCAAUUGCAUCAUCGGAAUUAGCUCGUCGCGCUUGGUUAGAAUAUACUGAUGCUAAUCAAAGUAUCAUAACAUCAAUAUUUAGUGCUCAACUUCAUUCAACAUUACGUUGUAAUCAAUGUAAAGAAGAAAGUAAAACAUUUGAACCAUAUCUAUUAUUAUCAUUACCAAUUCCACAAAAAAUUAUAAAACCUGUUUUUAUAACUGUUGUUUUUCUUAAUCAAUCACCGAAACAACUACAAAUUGGUUUAUGUUUACCCAUAACAAAUACUGUUAAAGAUGUUCGAGAAGCUAUAGCUCAACAAUCAAAUCUUGAUCCUAAUGAUCUUGUACUUGUUGAAAUUCAACAACAAAAUGGUUUUUCUCAAGUCUUUCAUGAUACAGAACCAAUUACUCGUCUUACAAAUGAUGUUUAUGCAAUACAAUUUCCAACAUCAACUUCAGAAAGUACGGAACAUGUUGCAUCAACUACCGAUAAUUCAUCUCCGUCUUAUGUUAAUAUACUUGUUCUUAAUCGUGUACGAUAUAAUUCUGGUCGAGUCGAAAGAUUUGGACCACCAAUCGCUGUUCGUGUUCCUCGUCAAUCGAAUUAUCGUACAUUACAAUUAUCAAUAAUAAAAGCUCAACGUUCAUUAAUUCGUGAUGAAGCAAUGGAAUAUGCUCAAGAAUAUGUCGUUUUUCAAUUAACACUUGUUGAUCAAUAUCAAACAGCAACAUCUGGAACAUUAAAACAAGAAUAUCCGAUUAUUCAUGAUGUUCAAUUACCACUUUAUCUUGAAAAAAUUGUUGAAAUUCUUGAUACAUACGAUGGACCAGGUUUAGGCCCAUCACAUAUUCAAGUAUAUGCUAAUUGGCAUGAAAAAUAUCUUGGUGAAUUUUUAUCUAAAUGGGCUUGUGGUGAUGAUAAACCCGAUGUUCAUCAAUCAGUUACACAAGCUCGUGCAACUUUACAUCAACCAUCAUCAUCAUUAAUAUCACUAGCUGAUUGUUUUUCUUUAUUUACUCAAUCAGAAAGUUUAAACUAUGAUGAUGCGUGGAUGUGUACACAUUGUCGUCGAAAAGAAAAUGGUACAGUAAAAAAUUUAAAAAUUUGGACAACACCACCGGUUUUAAUAAUACAUUUAAAACGUUUUUGUCAAACAAAAAUGUCCAAUUCAAAAUUAACUUAUCCUGUACAAUUUCCACUGACUGGUUUAAAUGUCAAACGAUUUUUAUCUACAACGAAAAAUCUUUCAGAUAACGAUGAAAAUGAUAGUGAAAUCGAUGAUGAACAAGAUGAUUUUAUUGAAGAGAAUGAUGAUGAUGGUGAUGAUGAAAGACAAUAUGGACUUUACGAUCUAUUUGCUGUUUGUAAUCAUCGUGGGAGUAUGUCAAAUGGACAUUAUACUGCUUAUUGUAAAAACCCCAUAACAGACAAAUGGUUUUGUUACGAUGAUCAUCUUGUUUCUGAAUUAGAUCCAUCUCGUGUAUGUACACCAGAUGCAUAUAUUUUAUUUUAUACACGCCGUAAUACACCAUCAUAUCCAUCGUCACAAUCUAUUCAAAAAUCUUCAUCAACACAACAACAACUCGAUACAAUUACUAAUGAUAUUGAUGAAAAUUUAAAUCUUGAUCGUUCUUCGUCUUCUACAGAAGAUAAAAAACCUCAUUAUACACUUCAACCACCAUUACCAUUACCGAGAAAAUUAUUAAUAGCACCAUUUCAAGAAGAAUUUUCAUCAGUACCAUGUCCAAUGCCUAGAACUCGUUUACCACAAAAUGACACACAGAUCAUAUCUCAACCAACACCAUCUGUUCGACGAAAAUUAGCUAAUUUUAAUCUUCAGAAUUUAUCAUCAUCUAUUGAUACAGAUACAAAAGAUCCAUGGAGUCGUUUUAAUAACUCACGAUAUUCUAGUGAUGAACCAGAAAGUAAUGUUGUUUAUCAUACAACAAUAUCACGAUAA